AUGUGGUGGGGAAACAAGAAGGCCGAGGAGCCGAAAGAGUCGUCCAAGGACAAGGACAGUGGCAACGGCAAUGGCGCCAAGAACUUCGACCCCGACAGGCUUCCACCACACCAAAAGCUUCCAAAAGCCCUGCAAAAGAUUGUCGACAGAUCCGACAAGGAAGAGAACUUCUUCGAUGAGCUAGUGGACGGGUACGCACCCGAAUCUACCGAGUCCAACGUUCGUUACGCUGCGUAUGCGACGAGAAUACGCACAAUCCUGCUGUCUGCACACCGAUAUGUCGCCUACACCUCUGACAUUGGCGAGUCCUUCCGUCCCGUCGCGCACCCUCUUCUAGUCAGGGGCGCUUAUGGUGUAUCGUGGCUGUACAUACUGGGUGAUGUCAGUUACGAGGGUUACAAAGCGUACUGGUCGAACCAGCGCAUCCUCAACCCGCAUCUCCAGCUCACCGAGAGGCAAGCGAAGGCCACGGGGCUGCCGGGUGCAGUGACGGACGCGACGCAACCCAGCCAAGUCGUCCCUGGCGGUAAGGUGGCGCCGUUGGACGACUACCGUACCGUCAUGAUCCAGCGAGGAAUCUUCCAGAGCAUUGCCAGUAUGGGUCUGCCGGCCUUCACGAUCCAUAGUGUGGUACGUUACUCUGGUCGUGCGAUGAAAAACGUCAAGAACGCGAGAAUCAGGACUUGGGGUCCCAUUGGGCUUGGUCUCGCUGUUGUUCCCUUCUUGCCGAGUCUUUUCGACGAACCAGUCGAGAACGCUGUCGAAUGGGUGUUCCACAAGGGUUUCGAGUCGUACGGUGGUAAGGAGUUCGUCGGCGACGCACCUGCCACAGGCCGGGAAGACUUGCUGGCGAAGCGGCCCAAGGAGAAGGAACUGUAG
This is a messenger RNA of Colletotrichum karsti, 879 nucleotides long. RefSeq lists its product as uncharacterized. The record is from RefSeq and is a predicted model, not a curated record. Gene Ontology annotation, cellular component: mitochondrion. Lineage: Eukaryota; Fungi; Ascomycota; Sordariomycetes; Glomerellales; Glomerellaceae. The coding region runs from base 1 to 879 and encodes 292 amino acids. The transcript is spliced from 2 exons. Gene Ontology annotation, biological process: mitochondrial fission.